Messenger RNA from Periophthalmus magnuspinnatus, 3192 nucleotides. Its product is annotated as cyclin-dependent kinase-like 3. The record is from RefSeq and is a predicted model, not a curated record. The transcript is spliced from 10 exons. Gene Ontology annotation, cellular component: nucleus. Lineage: Eukaryota; Metazoa; Chordata; Actinopteri; Gobiiformes; Gobiidae. Gene Ontology annotation, biological process: protein phosphorylation. Bases 170 to 2833 code for a protein of 887 amino acids. Gene Ontology annotation, molecular function: cyclin-dependent protein serine/threonine kinase activity; ATP binding.
AGGAUCAUUCAGACUCCACCUCGAUAAGGCGGAAGUUCAAGGGGGAGCUCGAUGUCAUUGUACAUUGUAUUUGCAGUGAAAUGUCCAAAAGGUUGUUUGUUCUCCCCUUACCUGUCCCUCCUUCUCCGCCUCCUCCCAAACCCCACUGUCCCCUCCCCCUCCCGUCUCCAUGGAGCGGUACGAGUCGCUGGGCCUGGUUGGCGAGGGCAGUUACGGCGCCGUGCUGAAGUGUCGUCACAGGGAGAGCGGCCGUCUCGUCGCCAUCAAGAAGUUUCUGGAUUCGGACGAAGAUAAAACGGUGAAGAAGAUCGCUCAGAGGGAGGUCAGGCUGCUGCGGCACCUGCGUCAUGAUAACCUAGUGAACCUUCUGGAGGUGUGGAAGAGGCGGCGGCGCUGGUACCUGGUCUUUGAGUUUGUGGAGAGGACUCUUCUGGACGAGCUGGAGCAGAAACCUCAGGGUCUAGAGCUACACACCUGUCGACAAUACCUGUACCAGAUCCUGAGAGCGACUGCCUUCUGCCACCAGCACAACGUCAUCCAUCGCGACAUAAAGCCCGAGAACAUCCUCAUUUCUCAGGGGGGUGUGGUCAAACUGUGCGACUUUGGCUUCGCUCGCACCGUGUCUGUGUCGGAGGGCGGAGCUUACACCGACUAUGUGGCCACGCGCUGGUACCGCCCCCCCGAGCUACUGGUGGGAGACACGCACUACGGAAAGCCUGUGGACGUGUGGGCCGUGGGUUGUCUGCUGUUGGAGAUGCUCACCAGUCAGCCCCUGUUCCCCGGAGAGUCAGACCUGGACCAGAUCCACCACAUUGUGCGCUGUUUCGGAGACCUGACGUCUCACCAUCAGCAGUUGUUCCACUCAAACCCUCUGUUCUCUGGAGUGCGUCUGCCUCAGUGCUCUGGACCAAUCACAUUACAGCAGCGCUUCCCCUCCCUCCUCCCCACGACACUCAGCCUGGCCCAGAGCUGCCUCCAGAUGGCGCCGGAGCAGAGGCCUGAGUGUUCAGAGCUGCUCGAGCACGACUUCUUUACCCACGACUCCUUCAACGUCAGGUUUUCAGACGAACUUAAUGCAAAGAUCCAAAAGGACCACAGGGAGAACUCCACUCUGCCCAAAAUCCCCAAAAGCACCAUGGGUCACACCAAAGAGGAGCCAGAGGAGAAAGAGAAAAGACACAAACUCCCUGAAAACGUGGACGAAAAACUACGAACCAAAAAGGAGAAAGAGCCGAACGAUGACAAGACCAGAGCCGUGAGACAGGCCAAGCUCCCAAAAGCCAAUCUGACCGCUCCGGAAACCACCACCAAACCGACGAAGACCACAGGAACCAAAACUAAAGCUGUAAAACCCAAGGACACUCAAGACACAGCAAAAACGUCCACCAGCAACCCAGGUGUCAAAGCUAAAGCCAGCCGAGCGCCUUCGCCUGAAACCAAACAUGACAACGCGAAAGAUCCAGCUAAAGUGAGUCUAAGCUCCAAAGCUCUUAAAGCUGCACACCCAGAGCAGAGCCAGAGGUUUGUGAAGAAGAAACCAGAGCCUCAGAACCUAAACGCCAGCUCCAAAGUGCUCAGAGGAACCGGAGAACAGCUGGUGUCAGACUUCAUGUUUGACCCGGAGAGAAGCCAUUCGACGUUAACCGUGCCUCAAACUGCAAAAAGAACAGGAGAUGCACGAGAAGAAGCUCCACCUGCAGCCGACAGUAACGAGGACAGGAUCUCAAAGUCGAGUCAGACGCUGGAGAGCUGUAUGGCAAAACACCCAGCCGUGUCUGAGAACAUCUCCAAACCAAAGCUCAACCCGAGUCUGGAGGCUUCCAUCUCAAAACAGGCCACAAAUAUAGAUUUCAACAGCUUCAAAAUGUCCGCUCCCUCUCACAGUCUGUCCAAGAUCAUGCUGCAGUCACUUCCACAGCCGAGCAACCUCCCUAAAGCCUCCAAAAGUAACCCGGAUGCCCCGAACGCACAUCGUCUGAGGAUAAAAGCUCUAGUCAGUAACUUUCCCGUGGAGCGAGCGCCAAGUGUAGCAUUAGACAGUGGUAAACUUUUCACAGGUCCCAAAGACGAGACAUUAUUAGGUCCUACGAGGGACGAGGAGCUUACAGACGCUUCAGAGAAACGGGACAAAGAUUUAAAUUCAGGCUUUGGGUCAAAAACUCAAACUGAAUCCAGAUUAGCUUCAUCUGACGACACUGAUCCAACCCCAACAGCCCCCUCACAGCUGAACAAAGGAUUAAACAUGUGUGAAACCGAAACGAGAGCUGAGGUGGACCACGGCGGCCCCAGGUGGAGGAGCGAGGCCCUGAACGCUCUUCAUCACACGAAGACCAGGACUCUGGGGGGUGUAGUCUGCUCCGGUUCAACCUUGGCCCAAAGUAAAGCUCCGACCCAGAGUCAAGAGGAAACAAGGGCGAAAACCCACCAACAGAGAAACGAGGACACAAACGUGGUCCCCAACGUGGCCCCCAACGUGGCCCCCAACGUGGCCCCCAACGUGGUCCCCAACGUGGUCCCCAACGUGGCCCCCAACGUGGCUGCUGAUGAGCCGGACCCAUGGGACCAGUUUGAGGACCUGUUCUGCUCCUCCCCCCCUCCUCCUCCACCUCCCUCCUCCACGCCUCUGCUGCUGCUGGCCCCUCCCACUCAGGUGACAUCCACGGGACACAGCGCCCCCCACAGCCCACUCAGAGCGACUCAGACUGACGUCCACACUCACAUAUACAGCUGUGUGACGCCGAUCCUCAGCGACGCCACGCCUACUCUGCCCCCAACGGUGAAGUGCAGAGAUCAGUGGGAGCAGAGGAACAGUCGCCCAAACCAUCCGCCUUAAACUGAAGCCGACCCUGCUCUGAAGUAUAUUUAACCUCAAAUACAUGAUUAUAACCUCAAAUACAUGAUUAUAACCUCAAAAACAUGAUUAUAACCUCAAAUACAUGAUUAUAACCUCAAAUACAUGAUUAUAACCUCAAAUACAUGAUUAUAACCUCAAAUACAUGAUUAUAACCAGGAUAUACAGGGAUUAAGUGACUCACUGUUAUGUUUAAAUCAGAUGCCAUGUGCAGAUUAUGUUCUAAUCGUUUUGAAGAUAAAAUCUGUUUUAAAUGUAUAUAUUUUGUGACAUUUAUUUUCUUAAACAUAAAUCAUAAACACCAACAAAUAAUGACCCUUUAAAAUAAAAGUUUGAAGUAU